UUGGAAAUCACAACAUGUCUUGGCUACAGUAUUGAAAAAGGGCUAUCAUCCCAAGGAGGUGUUGCAUUUGUGACACUUGAGGAUAAAUUAAUUGAGCCUUGAACUAGAAGCCCCAGUUCUUGUAUCAGCGCUUUCAGCUGCAGCUACUCACUAGCCUCCACAAUCCAUUAACCAGGCUCUGAGCUACAGAAAGGGACUGAAACCUCCUACAUCAUGAGCCUCUCUGUAUUGAAACUCGACUCAAACCCUAUCUCAAUUCCCCAGAAGAGCUUCUAUGGAGCAAGGGCUGGAGGUGAGAGGUCUGUUAUGCAACUUCCCUCUGCUUCUAGGGCCUUUCAGCAGGUUGUAAUAUGUUCUGCCAAAGCUGUGACUCCUUCGUCUCCAUUGGGAGUGGCUGCGCAGACAGGAGAUGUGCCAGAACGAAUUGGAUCGCUGAGUCAGGUUUCGGGUGUUUUGGGUUCUCAAUGGGGUGAUGAAGGGAAAGGGAAGCUCGUUGAUAUCUUGGCUGGGCAUUUCAAUAUUGUCGCUCGCUGUCAGGGUGGAGCAAAUGCUGGACACACCAUCUACAAUUCUGAGGGUAAGAAAUUUGCCCUUCACCUGGUUCCCUCAGGAAUCCUCAAUGAGGAAACCCUUUGUAUCAUUGGGAAUGCAGUUGUGGUUCAUCUACCAGGAUUUUUCAAAGAAAUCGAGGGCCUUGAGUCUAAUGGUGUCUCUUGUAAGGGUAGGAUUUUGGUAUCAGAUCGUGCACACUUGUUAUUUGACCUCCACCAAGAGGUAGAUGGGCUUAGAGAACAUGAGCUUGGUAAUUCAUUUAUUGGGACAACCAAGAGAGGGAUUGGACCUUGUUACUCAAGCAAGAUGAUUCGGAAUGGUAUAAGGGUAAGCGAUCUGAAGCACAUGGAUACUUUCCCACAGAAGCUUGAUCUUUUAUUGUCAGACGCUGCUUCACAAUUCCAAGGUUUUGAUUAUGGCCCCAAUAUGCUCAGGGAAGAAGUGGACCGCUACAAGAGGUUUGCUGAGAGAUUGGAACCCUAUAUUGUUGAUACAGUUCAUUUUGUGAAUGAAUCCAUCUCACAGAAGAAGAAAAUACUGGUUGAAGGUGGUCAGGCAACCAUGUUGGAUAUUGACUUUGGAACAUACCCAUUUGUCACUUCCUCUAGCCCAUCAGCAGGUGGGAUAUGCACUGGGCUUGGCAUUGCACCAAGAGUCCUUGGUGAUCUUAUUGGAGUGGUAAAAGCCUACACUACAAGAGUUGGUUCGGGUCCUUUCCCAACUGAGAUCUUAGAUAUAGAUGGAGACCGCCUUAGGUUGAAAGGGAAAGAAUUUGGCACAACCACAAAUCGUCCUCGACGUUGUGGCUGGCUUGAUGUGGUUGCUUUGAAGUAUUGCUGUCAAAUUAAUGGUUUCUCCUCCCUCAAUCUCACCAAGCUUGAUGUACUUACAGACAUUAAAGAAAUUAAGUUGGGGAUUGGCUACAGAUUAGCUGAUGGUACACCAAUCAAGUCAUUCCCUUCAGAUCUAAAUGUUCUCGAGAAAAUAAUUGUUGAAUAUGAAGUUGUACCUGGGUGGCAAGAUGAUAUCUCCAAAGUUAGAGAAUAUGCUAACCUUCCACUUGCUGCCCGCCAAUAUGUGGAAAGGAUAGAAGAACUUGUUGGUGUGCCAAUUCAUUACAUUGGGGUUGGUCCUGGCCGUGAUGAUCUCAUAUUCAAGUGAUUCUUCAAUUUCCAUGCAGAUGACCAUGGACAUCUUGACAUUGGAAGUAGACCUAGGGCUUCAGAAGAGGAAGACCCAAGUAGUAGGAAGGUGUAGGGGGAGGGGUGUGGUGGAUAAGUUUAGGAUCCUUAGAAAAAAAAUGAUGAGGUGAAGUUUUUGUUAUGUGGAGGGGGUUUGGCCUUUCUAUUUGAAAACUCAUCUUGUUCCUUGCUGCCCCAAGAGAAUAGGUAGUAACAGAACCGAAACAAACAGAUUGAGGUUUUAUCAUGUGGGGAUAUUUGGAUUAAACAUCAGUCUCUUCAAUAAAUCCAAGAGGCUUAAUACAUGUAGAUUUUCAGUUCUAGGCCCAAGAGCGGAAAACAUGCCAUUAUCUUUCA
Macadamia integrifolia is the source of this 2090-nucleotide messenger RNA. Its product is annotated as adenylosuccinate synthetase 2, chloroplastic-like. Gene Ontology annotation, biological process: 'de novo' AMP biosynthetic process; IMP metabolic process. The transcript is spliced from 6 exons. Bases 214 to 1713 code for a protein of 499 amino acids. Gene Ontology annotation, cellular component: cytoplasm. Gene Ontology annotation, molecular function: adenylosuccinate synthase activity; GTP binding. Lineage: Eukaryota; Viridiplantae; Streptophyta; Magnoliopsida; Proteales; Proteaceae. The record is from RefSeq and is a predicted model, not a curated record.